Tachysurus fulvidraco (yellow catfish) is the source of this 2102-nucleotide messenger RNA. Its product is annotated as adenosine receptor A3-like. Gene Ontology annotation, biological process: G protein-coupled receptor signaling pathway. The transcript is spliced from 2 exons. Gene Ontology annotation, molecular function: G protein-coupled receptor activity. NCBI's taxonomy places the organism in Eukaryota, Metazoa, Chordata, Actinopteri, Siluriformes, Bagridae. Gene Ontology annotation, cellular component: membrane. The record is from RefSeq and is a predicted model, not a curated record. The coding region runs from base 138 to 1271 and encodes 377 amino acids.
CGUUUUUCCGUAUUUAAUGACUGAGAUACCUCAUUGUAUUUUCUCCCUUUCUGCCAUUCUAUAGGAUCGUGGUGAAUCUAAUCGCAGCAACAAAUUCACUUCACCUUGACCUUUCACAAAGGUGUUAACAGUACAGAAUGGGCUCAGUGACAGGAAACGUCAGCUUACCCCGUGGCACUGGUGUGCUAAUCGAUGUCUCUAAUCACACAUCUGCUGGAUCAACUCCUGGAGUGACUUCUUCUUCAGAGCAUCUCUGCACCAUGUGUUGCUGCCGAUUACUGAACCAUACGCUGACAGUGGCGUUCAUGGUUGGCCUGGCCUUUGCCAUUGUUGUCGGCAAUGUGGUGACGCUCACAGUGUUUAUGCAGACACGCCAAUCCCGCUCACCACAGGGCUACCUCAAAGUGUCUCUGGCCAUUGCUGACAUGAUGGUUGGGAUAGUGGUUGUGCCAUUCUCUGUUUACACUGAAAUCUCCAUCAUGGUGGGCAACACUCCUCCUAUGUGGUACCAGACUGGAUCUACGGUCUCAGCACAAGAACUUUCCAGCUCGUGGCAGCCCUGUAUGGUGAUCGGCCCAAUGUUUGCUGGCUGUACUUUUGUCUCUAUCAGCACUAUAUUCUUGAUGACAGUGGAGCGCAGUGUGGCAAUCAUAUGGCCAUUACAGAAAGAUACACUUGUGACGCGGCGGCGGACUUUGCUCCUGAUCCUCGCCUCAUGGACCGGCAGCUUUCUGAUUGCAAUGGCGCCUCUAAUCUUGAGUGACAACUUUACUCUGGAGUACAAUGAGUGCAGCCGGAUGUGUAACUAUGUCCCACACCUGGUGGGUCUUCAGUUACCGGCUGACACCCACAUUAUGCUGCUAUUUCCAGCAUUCGACUUCACACUCCUGGGCAUUACUUUGAUAGUUAACAUCCUGUCCUUCACUAGCAUCUGCCGCUACACCCGCAAGCGCAAACUCCUCUCAGAAGGGCUUGAGGGAGGUGCUAGCACUUGCUCCCUUAGACCCUCCUUUUCAGACAUCAAGGCAGCCAAAACUAUUGGUAUCCUUACCUUUGCUUUUGGAGCCUCGUUCUCUCCCAUUGCCGUAUUUGUAUUGGGCAAUGUGGUCGGUUACACUUGGUGCAGCUUUUCCUUUUUUGCCUUCUGGAUCUUGACAGGAAACAGCUGCUGUAAUGUCAUUAUCUACAGCGUCAGGGAUCAUCGCUUUAGGAAAGGAGUAUCGCUUCUUUUUCAUAGGGACCGCUCGCCACCACACUCUGAGAAGAGCUAACAUUUCCAGAUAUAGACCUAUAUUUAGAUUUAAUCCUAAGGCUACACUAGCAUCACCAACAAUUUUAAUUGUUAAGCAUUUCAUAAGGAUAGCUGGGACUUUUUUCUUCACAGAAUGUGUCUGGAUUUGUGUUUUGUAUAUAUUGCUGUUAUAGUUUAGAUUUGUCAGAUUUGUCAUGACAUCAUUGUUUAGAGGAAUAUUUAUUAUAUUUUACCUUGAUAUUUAAUUGGGGCUAUCUCUGAACACAUGCUUCAGUAGGCGUUAUAAGACGUGAUAAGGCUCAUGGAGAAGAGAGAUCUUUAGAGUUAACGUGGUCAAUAUCACAAAUUUGUGUACAUUGUGUGAAUAAUUGGAUAGUCAAGAUAUUGCACAUUAUUCUAAUCCUAAUUUAAGCCUAAUUUAAGCCUAAACCUUAUUAGUUUAAAUAUUCAUCAACAAGCUACCUGUAAAUGAAUGUUCAAUGUCUUUGAUAUGAUUAAAAAUAUAUAAAUAAAUAUUCUGGUAUAUUAUGUCCAUGUCAGUCCAAACCCAAGAGUGACUGGAUUAAUGUAUUUGUAAUGUAUUUACGUAUUUACGUAUUUAUCUAUAAUUGUCCUUAUUUGACAUUUUUAUUUACAAGUAAUGUCUAAACCUCAUGAUAUGAUGUUGAUGAUAGUUGAUGUGUAGUUUCAACUGUAAGGCAGUGCACAUGUCAAAUAUAUGUACAUGUAGUUUCUAAAAGGUUCUCAGAUAAAUAGAGAAAAAGGUUUUGAUUAAAGUUCUGGAUUUUUGGUCAGUAUCUCUGUAGUGGUUCUUAAUCAGAACAUUUCAUGACUUGAGGACUUCAGUAGA